This is a messenger RNA of Malurus melanocephalus (red-backed fairy wren), 2044 nucleotides long. RefSeq names its product catenin beta interacting protein 1 (gene CTNNBIP1). The coding region runs from base 298 to 543 and encodes 81 amino acids. The transcript is spliced from 6 exons. Lineage: Eukaryota; Metazoa; Chordata; Aves; Passeriformes; Maluridae. The record is from RefSeq and is a predicted model, not a curated record. Gene Ontology annotation, biological process: negative regulation of Wnt signaling pathway. Gene Ontology annotation, cellular component: nucleus; beta-catenin destruction complex; cytosol. Gene Ontology annotation, molecular function: beta-catenin binding.
GGAGGAGGAGGCUGUGCUGGGCUCGGCUGUGCACCGCUCCGCUCCGCUCCGCCGCUCUCGCCCGCCCCGCCGCCACCCGAGCCGCCGGAGCGCCGGGGCCGCGGGCCCCGCACCAGGGCAGUUCCCUCUUCCAUUYUGCCAGCUCCCAUCCCUGAUCAGGACUGAACACGUGCAUUAUCUGAUCUCCUGUGGUUUCCAGGUUUCUCUGAGGAAGGAUGUGAUUCYUUACUCUCCCAGGAUAUUCAGGGAUCUGCCCACGGGUGAAAACCAGGAAAUCCAGGAGCUGGCAGGAGGGGAAUGAACCGUGAGGGCGUCCCCGGAAAGAGUCCGGAGGAGAUGUACAUCCAGCAGAAAGUGAGAGUCCUGCUCAUGCUCAGGAAGAUGGGAUCAAAUCUGACAGCCAGCGAGGAGGAAUUCCUGCGCACCUACGCGGGGGUGGUGAACAGCCAGCUGAGCCAGCUGCCCCAGCACUCCAUCGACCAGGGUGCUGAGGAUGUGGUGAUGGCAUUUUCCAGAUCAGAGACAGAAGACAGAAGGCAGUAACUACAGGAGACCUGAACAACACGGAAUGGAGRGGACAGUGAGAUUCCUGAAGAUAGAGGAGGAUGGCUGAGCAUUAAUAAGUUCCUCUGCCCACCCUAAUUGUUCCUUGGAAUUCCUUCUCCUUUGUAAUGUUGUUUCCCUUUGCCCAACCCUCAGAAUGCAUCUCACAGCCAUCUAUUCCUGUCAGAUUUUGCAACUCAGCCGGGCUGUGUUCAUUAAGGACAAACCUAAAGGUGUGGCUUUGGUUGGCUCAAAGGGAAGGCUGUGGUUGGCUAAAGGAAGGCAAUUUUUCAAACUUGACCAAUGGAAACCUUUUAUCUCACAUUUUAUUUUAUAUUUUUAAGGAAGUCUCUUGACAUCCUACUUCUAAAGAAGCUUUUCAUGCUGUGSUGCUUAUUUAGGUCAAACUUGUGAAUUUGAAGAGGGUUUGAUUUGGCUGCAUAGAACUGGAAGCAACUUGUGAUUGGUGACAAUGCAAAAGGUUUCCCUUCAGCUGGCUUGCAGGUAUUGCUGACUCCAACAUUUUCCUUGCAGGAAGCUGAUGUUUUGGUGCAUUGGUUAUUUCUUUACACUUUUUGACUUGGGGGRAAGACAAAUGUGCUUUGCAAUAUUUAUUACAUCUACACACAUAUAAACGCUUGCUUUUGGGGGGGGUUGUUUUGGUUUUUUGAUUGGCUUUGGAGUCAUGGGUUUGAUUUCCUUUUGGCUGCAGUGUUUCUGAUGCAAUCAGUUUUUCCAUCCUCAGCUGCUCUGUGGCCUCGAGCUCUUUUGGGAGCAUGUGUCAAAGCAGAUUUGGUUCAAGAAGUCCACCUGGUGAGGUUGGAAGCAGCACUGCCACUCCUGCCUGCCAGGGGCUUCUCUUUGCUUCUGACAGAGGAGCUGCAGAUAUUUUGCAGGAAUUGCAAAAAUGAGAUCUAUGGCUGUGACGUGAAUUGGCCAAAUUUGUAUAGAGAAUAUGUGAACUUGUUUAAAAUACUAAAGAGUUCCACUUUAACCCUUUAAUUGCUACACAAGACUAGCUCUCACAUUAGGAACAGUUAAUGGUCAUUAACUUAAAUCCAGCUUACACUGGGCUUUAAUAAACUGAGUUUCUAGUAGCUGGAAAUGUUGUGCAUGGUUUCCCUCCUUGCAGCAGUUUGGUGAUGGGGCAUUUCUGUGCCUCCUGGGACAAUGCCCUGGUCCUGAGCACUGUCCCAAGAGGCAGUGCUUGGCUGUCCAGCUCUGAGUGUACAGGGACACUCUCAGGUUUACUCCCUUGGUAGCUGCAGGGCCUUAAAACACACACAGACAUGUUGAGAGUGACAAAGCUGCAGUGAAACUCCCGAGGUGCACUGACUGUUCAGGAAUCUGCACACAGUCUCCAGCACUACUGCCUAAAACCCAGCACUUCAUUCUCUCUCACGUGUGCAGGUGGUUUUUACAAAACUUCUGGAUUUUGCUGUGGGUUGCACUGACUUCAAGAUGUUUCAGAAUCUAUUAAAGCUGAGCUCCUUUUACAUGU